AGAGUGUUGUUUGUUUUCUGUGCAAUCGACAUCAGUAGCAUGAUGGUAGCAUGGUUGUCUGGAAAUUGUUUAAAAUCAAACAGUUUGAAGUUAAUGUUAGUUAACACGCGGAAGGACAGAGAAAAAUCACUCUAGAAUCUCAAUUGUAGAUAAGAUGUGUUGAGAGAGCUGAGAUUUGGUCACCCAACAUGGUGACAAGUUAGCUAAUCUAGUCGUACCGCUGGCUAAAUUGGUUGACAUGCUGUAUUUGACAGAAUAACGUAAGUUUCUGCCUACAAAUGGAAUUACACUAGACGGGCUCUGACUAAACUCAGCCUCCAGCACAUGGACUAACGUUAGAGGCCGUGCUACAACAGGCUUUAUAUCGUUAAAUUGUUUUAUGUUUCAAGCACAGAACUGGAUUUCCCAGAUGACAAGGGAGAAUGCACUACAACGCUAAUCGUGUUAACACAGUACCCUGAAUCUUGUCUAACUCUGCUGGUGUUACAUGUUCAUGUCGUGGAAUGCACAGAGAACACACUUGCCCCUCGAGUUGGAUUGAGCAACAACAUUAAAUGACUGUAGCACUUCCAAAGGCAAUCCUCUAUGACUGAAAGCUCACUGACAAGGUUUUACAACUGAACUCAUUGCAUAACUGGCACUACAGAUUAGACAGAUAACUAGAAACUUCAGUUCUCUGACAAUAGUGUAACUACAUAGUACUACUUGGAAUGCAAAAAGAGACAACUGCUUACACUAAAGUUUGAAAGUCAAAAGUUACUCACAGCAAUGUGCCUAUUUUCCAGUUUGCCUUGGUGAUGACAAUCUGUACACCACCAAGUAAUUCUUUGAUGUACUCAUUCCAACGUGUUCAAAAUGUAACUAGAUCUUUAUUUAGGCCGACACUCCAUUGAUUGGGCUGUGCAUUUCAGGUGUUCAAGUAGGAGAUCCUCUGAUUGAAGGGGAUCAUGUUAGACCACACAGAUCCAAGUCUCCCGCCUGAGGAGCGGGUGCGUGCCUUAGUCAAGAAGGGGAGCGCUGUGGACGUCAAUGAGAACGUGCCCGCUCGCCGAUACUUCCGCUCCGGCAUGGAGAUGAUUCGGAUGGCCCACACCUACGCUGAGGAGGGGAACACAGAGCAUGCUUUCAUCCUUUAUAACAAAUACAUCACGCUUUUCAUCGAAAAGCUGCCAAAACAUCCAGAGUAUAAGAAUUCAGCUAUUCCCGAAAAGAAGGACACUUUAAAGAAACUCAAGGAAAUUGCCUUUCCUCAAGCAGAAGAGCUUAAGAAACAUAUCUUCAGGCGAUAUGAACGGGAGUAUGCUGACUAUAUAGUCAGAAAGCAGGCGGAAGAGGCCGCCAUGGCUCAGCAGCUGUCGCGGCAGCGAGAGCUGGACACGGAGAGGCAGCGCGUGGCCGAGAUGCAGCGGCGGCAGCGCGAGCAGGAGCAGUUCAGCGCCUUCGAGGAGAUGAUCCGCCGCCAGGAGCUGGAGAAGGAGCGCAAGCGAAUCCUCCAGGAGUUCAACGCCCCGACUGCUGGUGCCCUCACCACUGACACCCCACUCCUCCCUGGGAUACAGGGUCCUCCGCUCCCGGUUCAGGCGACGGCACAGAGUCCUGUGUACCCCAGCGCCAACCACUCCGGUGAACCUGCGCAGACACCUGUAUCGCCUCCCGCUUUUGACCGAUCACUCAAGCCAGGAACCCUCAUCUCAACUAGCAACAAUAUCAUGGUCGAUGGGCUGAGGCAACUGACUGUGCCAGCUGAGCUUUGUAGCCAGUUCCUGAGAAUAGCCAAUGCCAACACUAUCAGAUCAGUGGAAACCUGUGGAAUUCUCUGUGGCAAACUGACCAGGAAUGCUUUCACAAUAACCCAUGUGAUAGUGCCAAAGCAGUGUGGGGGCCCAGACUACUGUGACACGGAGAAUGAAGAGGAGCUCUUCCUGGUCCAGGGCCAGUAUGACCUCAUUACCCUGGGCUGGAUUCAUACACACCCUACACAGACAGCGUUCUUAUCCAGCGUUGAUCUUCACACACACUGCUCCUACCAAAUAAUGCUACCAGAGGCCAUCGCUAUUGUGUGCUCCCCAAAGUUCAACGAGACGGGAUACUUCAGGCUGACAGACCAUGGAAUGGAGGAGAUAUCUACCUGUAAACAAAAGGGCUUCCAUCCACACUCCAAACACCCUCCUCUCUUUGCUGAAGGAAGCCAUAUCAUUAUCACAGACGCCACGAUCACAAUGUUGGACCUGCGAUGAAGUCUGAUCACAUACCGAGUAUCGGUGCGAUGAAGUAGAGAACAACCCCUCUUUGACUUUAUAUUAAUUUACAUUCUAUGGCAACUAGCACUCCAAGAACCUGGAUGGGAGAUUAUUUGAAGCCGAGACCAGAGGGCUAUGGAGUGUCUUUAGGGGACGGGACGGGACUUCGUUUGGCAUAUCAGCCUAUCUGAUGCACUUGUAUAAGGGGCAAGAGUGAAUAAAAAUCCUUUAAAUGUUGUCUACGGGGAGCUCAGGGAUGGACACUUAACCUCAGAAUACUCAUUCUCAUUAGGGAUUGUAUCACUGUAUACUCUGUUCUUGACCCUCCUGUGUUUAUCUUUUAUUUAUAAUCCCAUAAUGGUUCCACACUAAUUGUUGCUAAACUAUUAAAGGAGAUGAGUGAUAUUUUUCAAGGAA
This is a messenger RNA of Alosa alosa (allis shad), 2657 nucleotides long. RefSeq names its product STAM binding protein b (gene stambpb). Gene Ontology annotation, molecular function: metal-dependent deubiquitinase activity; protein binding; K63-linked deubiquitinase activity. The transcript is spliced from 9 exons. Gene Ontology annotation, cellular component: endosome; cleavage furrow. The record is from RefSeq and is a predicted model, not a curated record. NCBI's taxonomy places the organism in Eukaryota, Metazoa, Chordata, Actinopteri, Clupeiformes, Clupeidae. Bases 948 to 2237 code for a protein of 429 amino acids. Gene Ontology annotation, biological process: protein K63-linked deubiquitination.